This is a messenger RNA of Leucoraja erinaceus (little skate), 2112 nucleotides long. RefSeq names its product neurensin-1-like. Gene Ontology annotation, biological process: nervous system development. The transcript is spliced from 3 exons. The record is from RefSeq and is a predicted model, not a curated record. The coding region runs from base 290 to 865 and encodes 191 amino acids. Lineage: Eukaryota; Metazoa; Chordata; Chondrichthyes; Rajiformes; Rajidae. Gene Ontology annotation, cellular component: transport vesicle; neuron projection; neuronal cell body.
UGCUUCCUGUUCCCAAGGUUGAAGCGGAGCUGAGCUGAGUUUCUCACUGUGUGUGUGUGUGUGUGUGUGUGCAUGUGCAUGUGCGUGUGUGCGUGUGUGUGUGUAUAUACGAUAGGGAGAAUGGAUAGAUCGAUGUGGAUGUGAGCUGUCAGAGUGAAGCUGUCUGACUGCAAGAGGCACAAUUCAGCGGCAUCCAGACCUGAAGCCAGGGAAUAACAAUCUCGUCUGACACAGACAGCUGGUGAAUGGAAUCACUGCUUUAGUCGUCGGUGUUGCAACAGGGAUCUCCAUGGCGGGCUGUGUGGACCUCUGCACACCCCGUACACGGCCUGUCCCGGCAGAGGACCAUCGCUACGGCGUCCGCUCCUACCUCCACCUCUUCUACGAGGACUGCACCGGCUCCACGCUUGAGGACGAGGACUCCGACGGGCUGAGGGUGCAGCGAUCGCGCAGUAACUGGCGGCCGGCCCUGUGGAAGGUGGGCCUGUCAGCAGGGACCAUCCUCUUCCUUGUCGGCAUGGCAACAGUCACCACCGGAUACCUGGUGCCCCCAAAGAUCGAGGGCAUUGGAGAGGACGACUUCCUGGUUGUGGACAGGCAGGCGGUGGAGUACAACGAGGCCCUGGAGAUCAGCAAGCUCGUCGGAGCCAUCCUCUUCAGUGUGGGCGGCACGGCGAUCGCGGCCUGCAUCCUGGUCCUCACCGUCUCCAGGCACAUCCCCCGGGACGAGGAGAAACAGUUCUCCCCCAUCCUGAAGGAAGGGCCGGAGCAAAGGCAACCCAAAGCGGUUCUAAAGACUGGGAACACCCAAAUCCCUGUUGGCUUUACGCGGGUGCAAAAUGUCCAACCUAAAACAGGAACAUGAGGAGACCCUCCAAACCCUUCUGGAACAGGUCAUCCCCAUAAUAGGUGACGUCCUCCUCAAAUGGCCACAUUCUCAUACAAUGCCUUUCAUAAGUUCUAGGAGCAGAAUUAGGUCACCCAGCCCAUCAUGUCUACUCUGCCAUUCAAUCAUGGCUGAUCUAUCUUUCUCUCUCAACCCCAUUCUCCUGCCUUCUCCCCAUAACUUCUGACACCCGUACCAACCAAGAAUCUAUCAAUCUCUGCCUUAAAAAUAUCCAUUGACUUGGCCUCUACAGCCUUAUGUGGCAAUGAAUUCCACAGAUUCACCACCCUCUGAUUAAAAAAAAAUCCUCCUCAUCUCCUUCCUAAAGGAAUGUCUUUUUAUUCUAAGGCCAUGACCUCUGGUGUUAGGCUCUCCCACUAGUGGAAACAUCCCCUCCACGUCCACGCUCAGGCCUUUCACUAUUCCGUAAGGUUCAAUGAGGUCGCCCCUCAUUCUUCUAAACAGCAGCGAGUACCGGCCCAGUGCCGUCAAACGCUCAUCAUAUGUUAACCCACUCAUUCCUGGGAUAACUCCCGUAAAACCUCUCUGGACACUCACCAAUGCCAGCACAUCCUUCCUCAUAUAUGGGGCCCAAAAUUGCUAAGAAAUACACAAAAUAAUGUCUGACCAGCACUUUGUAAAGCCUCAGCAUUACAUCCCUGUUUGUGUUUUCUAGUCCUCGAUAUAAAUGUUACUAUUGCAAAUUAACUUUUUGAGAAUCCUGCACCAGCGAUCCCAAAUCCUCGGGAGGGGCAUCUUCAUUAAUGUUGGACCCUAAACCUGUCACCAACCUCUCCCCUCCACCCUACCUCGGAUAGAAACAGGGAAGCUCUAAUCCAAUGGAACUUAGUACCUCCAAAUCUCCUAUGAUAAUGUCCCUUUUUCUUCUAGCUUGUAGCUUGUGGUGCUCUCCAACCUCUAUCACUGACCAUUAGUUGCUCUGCCUUCAGUCUGAAGAAGGGUCCCGACCCGAAACAUCACCCAUCCUUUUUCACCAGAGAUGCUGGCUGACCCGCAGAGUUACUCCAGCACUUUGUGUCUAUCUCUACAGGACUACAAUGAGCUCUAUGACCUGUUCCACAAGGACUAUGGAUAUAUCCUCCAAAGACGCAGUGUUCUAAAGCUGCCCAAUCUUUGUGGACUCCAUCUUCAUCCCAAAUAGAUUUUGUCACAAUGUCACGAGAUAUAAAAAAUGGAAAUACAUGAAUAAAAACGACACAUCACUA